Protopterus annectens (West African lungfish) is the source of this 3603-nucleotide messenger RNA. RefSeq names its product zinc finger protein X-linked (gene ZFX). The transcript is spliced from 7 exons. Bases 257 to 2500 code for a protein of 747 amino acids. Gene Ontology annotation, cellular component: nucleus. NCBI's taxonomy places the organism in Eukaryota, Metazoa, Chordata, Ceratodontiformes, Protopteridae. Gene Ontology annotation, biological process: regulation of DNA-templated transcription. Gene Ontology annotation, molecular function: DNA-binding transcription factor activity, RNA polymerase II-specific; RNA polymerase II cis-regulatory region sequence-specific DNA binding; metal ion binding. The record is from RefSeq and is a predicted model, not a curated record.
GGAAAGCACUUUGAGCUUGGCCCACAACUGAGCACGGGGCGAGCUGUUUGGCCUGCCACUUUCUAAGACAGGUGAUAAAAAAUAAAGUGGCUAGUGAAGCGGGGAAUCAGCGUAUUUGCUUUCAGAGCAGAUGUAACCAUUUUGUUGGUCGGCCGACUAUUUUCAACCGGUAAAAAGGUCCGCUGUUUAGGCCGAGGACUACCGCUCGAGUCGAAGGCCGCAAGGAGGCCGCAGGUAAAGCAAUUAAUGAAAAUCAAUGGCCAUGGAUGAUGAGAUAGUAGGGAUUCACCUGCAGCCACAGGAUGCAAAGGCAAUUUUUGGUGCCACAGGAGCUGUUUUAGAUGGUGUUCCUCAUAUUGAUGGAGAUCAGAUUAUAGUGGAAGUACAAGAAACUGUCUUUGUUUCUGACUCAGACUUGGCAAUGCACAACUUUGUGCAUGAUGAUUCAGACUCUGUAGUUAUACAGGAUGUUAUUGAAGAUGUUAUCAGUGAAGAUGUUCAAUGUCAUGAUAUCAUGGAAGAAACAGAUGUCUCUGAGACGGUUAUUAUUCCUGAAGAAGUCUUGGAAUCUGAUGUUACUACAGAAGUUUCCUUGGAUAAUUGUCCUGAUGAUGUUCUGUCUUCUGACAUGACAUCAGACACUAUAUCUAUGCCAGAACAUGUAUUGUCAGAGCCUGUGCAUGUGCCAGCAAUUGAACAUGUGCGGAGAAUGGUUCAUGCAGGUAUCUCAGAGUCAGAAAUUGAGUCGGAGACGUUACCAACCGAAGACAUUCCUGAAGAUGUAUUGGUGGCAGACUGUGGUUCAGAGUCGGUAAUAGAUGAAAAUGGCAUUCCCGUUGAAGCCCAGGAAGACAAAGUGAAUUGUGAUGAUUAUCUCAUGAUUUCAUUGAGUGAUGCUGUAAAGAUGGAGACUGAUGAUACCGAAAUGUCGAUGAAUCCAGACAUGUCUGACCAGAGUGAUCCCAAAGAGGACAGUACAUGCCCAGAAGUUAUCAAGGUCUAUAUUUUUAAGGCAGAUCCUGGUGAUGAUGAUAUUGGGGGUACAGUAGACAUAGUCGACACAGAACCUGAAAAUGAUCAUGAUGUGGGGCUGUUGCAUUCGAGUGGCACUGGACGUGUUUCUCGUGAAAAAAUGGUGUAUAUGACAGUAAAUGACUCCCAGAACGAAGAAGAUUUGAGUGUUGCAGAAAUUGCUGAUCAGGUCUACAUGGAAGUUAUAGUGGGAGAAGAGGAUGCAUCUGUAAAUCGUGAACAACAACUAGAUGAUUCAGACUUGAACAAAACCUUUAUGCCUAUUGCUUGGGCAGCAGCUUAUGCAAUAAUCAUUGGCCCUGAUGGACAUCCCUUAACUGUCUAUCCUUGUAUGAUAUGUGGAAAGAAAUUCAAAUCCCGGGGGUUUCUGAAAAGGCACAUGAAGAACCACCCAGAGCACUUAACAAAGAAGAAAUAUCAGUGCACAGACUGUGAUUACACAACAAAUAAAAAAACAAGUCUACACAAUCAUCUGGAGUGUCACAAGUUGAUCAGCAAAACUGAUAAAGCCAUAGAAUGUGAUGAGUGUGGGAAGGAAUUCUCACAUUCAGGAGCUUUGUUUACCCAUAAAAUGGUACAUAGAGAAAAAGGUGCCAAUAAAAUGCACAAGUGCAAGUUCUGUGACUAUGAAACAGCUGAACAAGGUUUAUUGAACCGUCAUCUUUUAGCUGUGCAUAGCAAAAAUUUUCCGCACAUUUGUGUAGAGUGUGGCAAAGGUUUUCGUCAUCCAUCUGAGCUAAAGAAACAUAUGCGUAUCCACACCGGUGAGAAGCCGUACCAGUGCCAGUAUUGUGACUAUAGAUCAGCUGACUCUUCCAACCUGAAAACACAUGUGAAGACUAAACAUAGCAAGGAAGUUCUUUUCAAGUGUGAACAUUGCUUUUUAAAAUUUUCAGAUACCAAAGAACUGCAGCAGCAUGCUGUUUUGCAUCAGGAAAGCAAAACUCACCAGUGCUUACACUGUGAUCACAAGAGUUCAAAUUCCAGUGAUUUAAAACGUCAUAUAAUUUCAGUCCACACUAAAGAUUAUCCUCACAAAUGUGACAUGUGUGAUAAAGGCUUUCAUCGACCUUCAGAGCUGAAAAAACAUGUUGCAGCUCACAAGGGUAAAAAACUGCAUCAGUGCAGACACUGUGAUUUUAAGAUUGCAGAUCCAUUUAUCCUUAGUCGUCAUAUUUUGUCAGUUCAUACAAAGGAUCUACCCUUUAGGUGUAAGAGAUGCAGAAAGGGCUUCAGGCACCAAAAUGAGUUGAAAAAGCACAUGAAGACCCACAGUGGUAGGAAGGUAUAUCAGUGUGAGUACUGUGAAUAUACCACUACAGAUGCAUCUGGUUUCAAGCGUCAUGUUAUUUCCAUUCAUACAAAAGACUACCCUCACAGAUGCGAUUAUUGCAAGAAAGGUUUCCGAAGACCAUCAGAGAAGAACCAGCAUAUAAUGAGGCAUCAUAAAGAUGCUAUAUUGUCAUAAAUUUUUGCUCUAGUAGACUGCAAUAGACAGAGUAUCAAACUCUCGAGGCAAUCAUUUGUCUUCAAAGCCAUUUCAUUGAUGUAGAAACAUGAAAAUUGUCAGCAGUGAAGGACCAGUUGGCCUGUCUUGCCUGACCUGUUUUUGGUAAUAUGGUGUAGAGCAUUUUGACUUUGUUUUCCUCCUUGUAAACAGUAAUAUUAUUUGGUCAGAUGUGUGUUUUGCACUUUCAUCCUUGAUAAGCCAAAGUAGAUGAACAUACCUGACAGACUGCUAGCUCUGUAAUUUGUGUUUCUUGUAACACAGCAGAAUAUCAUUCGUCAACACCAAAAGCACUUUUUGUUUGUCAUUUGCAUUGUCUGUUCCGUCUAGUAAAGCUAGUCUUUUUUGAGCAGUUUAAUAUGCAGUCAUUUUAAUAUGUUGUAUUUGAUACAGACACAUGUACUGGGUCCCAUUUCCAUGCCACAUCAACUAUGAAAACUUACAGUGCUGUUUGUCAGAAAGCUGUCCCUUACACAAAGUCAUCACCACUAGCUGUUAAACAGAUUGCUUUAUUGAAAAAUACUUAUGAAUAUUGAAGCAGCUGCCUUCUUUAAUCUCGAGUCAUAAAUAAUAAAAAAAAAAUCUUAGAAUGCUGUAUAUAAAUAAGCCAAGUAUAUGCAAAGCAUUUUCAUGCUAAAACAACUGUAGCAUCCUUUUAUCAGUAGACUUCAUACUGAAAGGUUCACUUUAUCCCAUGUACACACAGUGAUAACUUGCAUAGCUCAUUGUACAGAUUUCUCAUGAAUUUCCAUACCAGCUGAUUUUAUUAUAAAAAUGUUUAUCAAUGGUAAGCAAGUGAUGAUGUUUGAGUGGAUCACUAACCUGUGGAAAAAGAAGUGAAUGAACUAAAAUCCCAUCACAGUGGAGUGUCUAUGAUCUUUAACAGUUUGUCUUCUGAGAAUACUCCAGCUGUGUCUUUCAUGUCAGCUUUACUUGUACAUUUUGCUACUGCAUUUUAUUUGAACUCUUAUUUGCUUUAGUCAUAACUGCGCUGACAGUGGGGAGAUUACUGUAUUACUACAUCUCAAUGUGAUAAUACUUGAUAAAUAAAACUGUAAUUAAUA